Racocetra persica is the source of this 281-nucleotide messenger RNA. Lineage: Eukaryota; Fungi; Glomeromycota; Glomeromycetes; Diversisporales; Gigasporaceae. The record is from the annotation of a GenBank genome assembly.
AUAAAAAUGCAACGCAAAUGUAUAAUGAUGAUGUUAUGGUUAGAAAAGAAAAUUUCCAGCUCAUUAUGUCACGUUAUGUCGAAGCUGGCGGGGGUGCGUUUUAUUACGCCAAAAAGGAUAUUAACGCUAGAAGACGGGCUCAAGAACUUUCUAGGACUAGGCCACCAGAAAAAUUAGAAUGGUGGCAAAAAGUUGAAUUGGACGAGAAGGCAAAAAAUUCAAGUGAUGAGGCAUCUGGUUCUGGAUUUACAAAUAGUGGUUCAAGUAACGGCAAUGGAUAG